Messenger RNA from Doryrhamphus excisus (bluestripe pipefish), 1898 nucleotides. Lineage: Eukaryota; Metazoa; Chordata; Actinopteri; Syngnathiformes; Syngnathidae. The record is from RefSeq and is a predicted model, not a curated record.
AGGGAGGAGGAACUUUAAGACGGCGUGUCCUGCAGAGAAAGGGAUGAUUUUCAUUGGAGGCUGCUGGGGGGGAGAAGAUUGCUUGGAAUUUGAGGAGAAGCCGUGGAGAGGAAAACUUUUCAGUCUUACUGCAGUCCACGGUCCCAAGAGCAAGCAAGAUGGCACCCUCCAAGCUCAAGUGGCUUUUCGUGGUCCAGUUCCUGCUGAGUGAACUCGCUCUGUGCAGGACACAGCCUUUGGCCUCUGUCGCUUCUCCGGCGAGUGGCGUCCUUGGGGAUGACGUGACGCCCACGCUCGAUUCUCAGAUGCUCCCGUCUGGUCCCAAAUUGAAGUUGGCACCCGCAAAGACGUCUGCCAAACACAUCGUAGCCAUCCUGGGGGCAAAGCUGCAAGAGAAGAUUCCAGCUCUCCAAGUUGAUGGGAAUGUCAGCUGUGGUGAGCUGCUGUCUGCCAGCAGCCUGGAUGACUCCUUGUCCUCCAUGUUCUCUCAGGAGCUUCUGGGUCUGUCUUUGGUGCCGGUGCUGGUGGUGGCAGGCUGCCCACAGGAGGCCCACGCCCUGGUGGUCAAACUCUAUGGCCAACUGGGGGUGGGCGAUACUGACCAGCUCCUCCUGGAGGUGCAGGAUCUGAUCCAGAGGAGGCGGACAUCGGUGUCUGAACCGCCCCCUCAGGAAAGCGUGCACCACCUUGAGGCGGUGAUGUUUAAUAUUCAGCAGCUGGCCACGGCGGGACGAGCCCACGAGAAGUCCAAAUGUGACGCUUGGAGCCAAGUCAAUGGAAGCACACUGCUUGGAGAAGCUGUCCGAGAUGCCCCGGGUGGGCUGGAGGAGGCGGUGGACGCCUGUGAGAACCUGGGGGUCAGAUGCGCUGGUGUCAGGAGCGGUGGACUCCCUAGAAGUUAUGAGGCGGUGUUGAAGAGAGGGAGUUGCAUCCUGCCGUCACAGUCCGCCAAAUGUUGGAUCCUUCGGUGCAGCGACCUCUCGGCCGGACGCGUGCGACGCAGCCUCCAGCAGGGAUGUGUCAACCAAAAGGAGGAGCGUGUGUACAGGGUGAUGGAGUGGAUCCCUGCGGUUAGCACCCUCUACAACCUGGGCACAGCCGUGUAUUACGCCUCGGUCAACUGCUCUGAAAUGGCCAGAGAGAGAGCCGUGCUCACCGCGGUGGACGUCGGCACUGACGUCCUCAUGGUUGCCACAGGCGGAACCGCUGGCGUGGCCGGUUACGCUCUCGGGGCCGGGGUGAAGACAGGGGUUAAAGCCGGGGUCAAGUACCUGCUUAACUCUUUGAAGCAUGAAGAUGACGUGUUGGUCAACCAGGCCGGCUGGCAGGAUGGCAUCUUCACCUUACCGUGAACUCAUGCCGUCUUUCCGUAUCCAUCACAAUCAAACUUGAAUGUGAAGGGUAGGCGAUACCACACCAUUUCGUAUCACCACUACGGAUACUUUUUACUUUUUUUUUCAAGCCCAUGAUAUUCUUUUCUAAUCUUGGCUGUGAUUUCCUCAUGAUUAAAAAUCAGAAUAGCAAACUUAUUAGUCAACAAUUCAACAUUUAUAGCAGUAUGAGUAUUAUGUAGCAUAAAAAGAAGAGAUAUUUGUGAAAAUAAACACAGAAGACAACUGAAGAUAUCCAUCUGAUCACACUAGCAUCCACCUUGACUGGAUGAAGACACUGUUUUUAUGUUUACUCUAGUAUGACUCUAGUGAAGUGUUCUUGUCAUGCUGAAACGGCAAAUAAACGUGUCAGCACUGGCGUCUGUCAUGAUGCUGGGAUUGCAUCAAAGUGCUCUGCGACGACCACCCUAGUUUAUCACGGAGACAAUAUCCACACAUCUCUGCAUCGCUUAUCAAUGACUACAACUGAACAGCGAAUAACAGAUGAUGCUGUGUUUGUUUUCUGGC